UCUCCUUCCUCCUAGGGUUCCCAUCUCUCACUUCACACCCAUUCCUUCAGUUGUAUCCCAACCCGACUUCAAUCCUCACUCGACUCCUCAAUUUUUCCUUGUCUCCGAUUUCAUUCAACUUCAUCAUCACUCUCUGGGUUUAGUGGGGACAAUUCUGCGGUUGAUUCUUGAAUUUCAUUUUCUGGGUUUUCAAAUCUGGGGAAAAUUUCGGCUUUCUGGGGAUUCGGCUUUGAAAUUCAGCUCCUAAAGUUGUGAUUGGUCUUGAAGCAACUGAGGAUAUAUGUGAGAAUGCCCGCAACGGACUGUCAAAACUCGUCUUCUACGUUGUCGUUCACUCAUAUUGGACGUUCGCUUCUGAGUCUCCGGCGUGAUCAUCAGGUUCACUCCAUGGAAGUGUCUACGACGCCGACCUACCAAAACGGCGGCUUGGACCACGAUCUCGAGUCGUUUCAGGGACUGGUUAGCGAGCUAUUUAACGGCCUCGCUUCUGCAAGCCAGGACGAUUUGCUUUCCCUAUCGUGGGUCUUGAAGCUUCUUGAUUCCUUCCUUUGUUGCCACGAAAACUUCAGAAUGGUUCUGCAAAGCCACGGAGGUCAGGUGUUCAAAUCGCCGGUGGAUCGGAUGGUGUCCGAUUACUUCGAACGGAGCGUGAAGGCUUUGGAUGUGUGUAAUGCAAUUCGCGAUGGAAUUGAGCAGAUUCGUCAGUGGCAGAGGCUUCUUGAGAUCGUGGUUUGUGCACUGGACCGUGAAAGAACCGUCGGAGAAGCUCAAUUUCGCCGUGCCAAGAAAGCGCUCAUUGAUUUAGCAAUUGGAAUGCUUGACGAUAAGGAUUCUAAUUCCAGUACCGGCUCGUCUCUUGCACAUCGAAACCGAUCCUUUGGUCGAAGCAGAGACAAUCAUCAUUUUCAUUCUCAUAAUCAUCAUUUUCGAUCACUUUCAUGGAGCGUUUCUCGUACUUGGUCGGCUGCGAGGCAGCUUCAAGCAAUUGGGAACAACCUUAGCCCUCCCAAAGCGAAUGAUCUCGUUGCCUCCUAUGGCCUGGCACAGCCUGUAUACACCAUGAAUGCCGUUCUGCUCUUUGUGAUGUGGGCUCUCGUGGCUGCAAUUCCGUGUCAGGAUCGUGGGCUUCAAGUUCAUUUCAGCGUUCCACGGCAUUUCUCAUGGGCAGCACCUAUGUUGUUCCUUCAUGAGAGGAUCCUGGAGGGGUCGAAGAAGAGGGAGAGGAAAAAUGCUUGUGGGUUACUGAAGGAGAUUCAUCAGAUUGAGAAAUGUGCGAGAGUCAUGAAUGAACUGUCUGAUUCUGUCCAAUUUCCAUUAACGCAGAAGAAAGAAGAAGAGAUUAGGCAGAGAGUGAAGGAGGUUUCAGAGGUCUGUGAAGCUCUUAAAAAUGGAUUAGACCCAUUGGAGCGACAAGUGAGAGAAGUGUUUCAUAGAAUUGUGCGAAGCAGGACUGAGGGACUUGACUCUCUCGGCAGACCAAAUUUUGCUGAAUAAUCUGCGAAUGAAGAAGCAGGUGAUGUAGAGAAGUUUAGGGCAUGUGAAGAAGAUAGUCCUCUGUGAUUUAUAUGCUUUUUUUCUCUCUGAUGUUGCCAUUGUAUAACAUAAUUUCUGGGCAAAUUGAUAAUGCAUCGCUCAUUGCAGCUGAUUUUGUUGGUGAAUUUUUGGUGCGCGCGCGCGCACACACGCACUCAUCAUUGUGUUGGAAGAGCUGAUUUUUGUUUUAAAAUCACGUAUCUUCCACUUCCACUGAGAUUCUGUGUUUGCUGCCAUAUAAUCUUAUAUUUGUUGUAAAUUGAUUUAGCUAAACUUGUUCUUUAUCUUUUUAACUUUUA
This is a messenger RNA of Prosopis cineraria, 1832 nucleotides long. RefSeq names its product protein ROH1-like. The transcript has a single exon. Lineage: Eukaryota; Viridiplantae; Streptophyta; Magnoliopsida; Fabales; Fabaceae. Bases 289 to 1494 code for a protein of 401 amino acids. The record is from RefSeq and is a predicted model, not a curated record.